Molecule: messenger RNA, 771 nt
Organism: Neurospora hispaniola
Lineage: Eukaryota; Fungi; Ascomycota; Sordariomycetes; Sordariales; Sordariaceae
Product: ribonuclease H-like domain-containing protein
Exons: 2
Coding region: 103-621 (172 amino acids)
Cellular component (GO): mitochondrion
Molecular function (GO): 3'-5'-RNA exonuclease activity; nucleic acid binding
Source: RefSeq, a predicted model, not a curated record
CGCUUGUUCUUCAAUAUCAUUCAAAUAUGGUGUCGACACCGCAAGCCGCGCAUGUGGCGGCCCAGCAGCAGAGCCAAGGUGCCCUGGUCUGGAUCGACUUAGAUGACCGGCCUUGACCCGGACCAAGAUGCCAUCAUUGAGAUCUACUGCUUCAUUACCGACGAGCAACUCAACCUCUUAGAUCGUACCGGCUGGGGCACCGUCAUUCACCAGACGAAGGCGCGCAUGGAUGCCAUGGAUGAAUGGUGUACACAAGUCCACGGCAAUAGUGGUCUCAUGGCCGCCGUCUUGGCCUCUACUGUCACGCCGGAACAGGCAGCAGACGGGCUGCUCACCUAUAUACAGAAGUAUGUCCCAAAUAAGCGCGUGGCCCUCUUAGCCGGAAACAGCGUACAUGCCGACCGCGCCUUUCUCCGCAAGGAGCCCUAUGACAGGGUCGUCGAUCAUCUGCACUACCGCAUCUUGGAUGUAAGUAGUCUAAAAGAAGCUGCUCGUCGUUGGUGCCCUCAUAUCGCCUCGGGAGCCCCUACCAAGCAGGGACUUCAUACGGCGAAGGAGGACAUUUUGGAGAGCAUCGCAGAGGCUAGGUACUAUCGAUCUGCUAUUUUUCAGAAGGACUAGAUCGUAUCUUCAUAAUAGGACAGGAGCGACAUGGCCACCAUACGUACGAUAUGGAUUCGAUCGGUUGGAAGAUGAAUUACAUUAUUUUGUUUGCACUGUCAUAAUCUCCACGGAGAACUAGCCACCCCAGCCGUAGUUGGUUCCAUAGGC